Messenger RNA from Ahaetulla prasina, 2194 nucleotides. It is a transcript of the gene TIPIN, whose product is annotated as TIMELESS interacting protein. The record is from RefSeq and is a predicted model, not a curated record. Gene Ontology annotation, biological process: DNA damage response; DNA replication checkpoint signaling; replication fork arrest. The transcript has 8 exons. Lineage: Eukaryota; Metazoa; Chordata; Lepidosauria; Squamata; Colubridae. The coding region runs from base 1222 to 2037 and encodes 271 amino acids. Gene Ontology annotation, molecular function: DNA binding. Gene Ontology annotation, cellular component: nucleus; replication fork protection complex.
CCGGCAGAGCCUUUCGGGAGGCAGCCGCAGCGGGAUAUUUUGCGUACUGGAGGGUGGAUGGACACCCCCUGCCCCGGGAGAUGGGAGGCUUCUCUCUCUGGAGCAAGCGGCUCAUUUGGGAAAGAGAAGCCCCGGUUGUCCCGGUCACUCCUUUGGAUGGGAGGCCACCAGGAGAUCCAAUUCUCCGGCUGACAGGAUACUCCUGUCUCCCAUCUGUCCCCUCUGGCGACAACCCUGCGAGGUGGGCUGGGCUGGGCUGAGAGGGAAGCCCCGGCCCGAAGCGGGUCUGGGAUAAUUCGCCACAGGACAAAAGAGUCCCACUAAUAUCAAAGAAAAGGUCGAAUCGAAUCGUUAAAGAAAGGAGGCCAGAGGAGGGAGAGAGUGAACUGCGAAUGGCAAAAAUUAAAAAUUUAUUUUAAAUACGUAAAUAUAAUAAUGAAAUAAAAAUAAUAGAAUAGAAUUUUUUAUUGGCCAAGUGGGAUUGGACAAACAAGGAAUUUGUCUUGGUGCAGAUGCUCUCAGUGUACAUAAAAUAUACCUUCAUCAAGGUGCAACACUUAGAACACUUAAUGAUAGUCAUAGGGUACAAAUGGGCCGGUGAAUAGCGCAGGCUGGUAAAAGCCUGUUAUUAAGAACACAGCAGCCUGCAAUUACUGCAGGUUCGAGCCCGGCCCAAGGUUGACUCAGCCUUCCAUCCUUUAUAAGGUAGGUAAAAUGAGGACCCAGAUUGUUGGGGGGGCAAUAAGUUGACUUUGUAAAUAUGCAAAUAGAAUGAGACUAUUGCCUUAUACACUGUAAGCCGCCCUGAGUCUUCGGAGAAGGGCGGGAUAUAAAUGUAAACAAAAAAAAUAAUAAUCAGGAACCAAUAUCAGUAUAAAUCGUAAGGAUACAAGCAACAAAGUUACAGUCAUACAGUCAUAAGUGGAAAGAGAUUGGUGAUGGGAACGAUGAGAAGAUUAAUAGUAGUGCAGAUUCAGUAAAUAGUUUGACAGUGUUGAGGGAAUUAUUUGUUUAGCAGAGUGAUGGCCUUCGGGAAAAAACUGUUCUUGUGUCUAGUUGUUCUGGUGUGCAGUGCUCUAUAGCGUCGUUUUGAGGGUAGGAGUUGAAACAGUUUAUGUCCUGGAUGUGAGGGGUCUGUAAAUAUUUUCACGGCCCUCUUCUUGAUUCGUGCAGUAUACAGGUCCUCAAUGGAAGGCAGGUUUUAAGCAUCUUUGGGGCAACAUGAUAGAUCCUGUUGAAAACAAUUUGUUUGAUCUUCCUGAUUAUGAACACACCCAUGAUGAGACCUUUCAGCCUCUCCUACCCCCAGACUCUCCAGGGGGGGCAGCUGAAGAUGCCAUACUUAAUGGAGAUCCAGAAGAAAAUCAGUUGACACAAAGCAAGGAUGUGACCACAAGGAGAGCUGUUAAAAGAACAAUACCUAAACUAGAUGCUCAAAGAUUAAUUUCAGAGCGAGGACUUCCAGCUUUGUGCAAUUUGUUCGACAACGUAAAAUUCAAAGGCAAAGGUCACGAGGAAGCCGACCUAAAGACGCUUAUAAGGCACAUGGAACAUUGGGCCCACCGCCUCUUCCCUCAACUUCCGUUUGAAAAUGUUGUGGAGAGAAUAGAAAGCUUGGGAAAUAAAAAACCUGUUCAGACCUGCUUAAAGAAAAUUCGACUUGACCUCCCUCUUUCGAACGAAGACUUCAGAAGUCAUGAAGGUGAAGAGGAGAACAACAGACUAAGCCCAGCCGCCGAGGAGCCAGUUUUCCUUCCUGAAAUGCAGAAUACCCCAAAACAAUCUGUUUCUCCAUCUUUAAGUCCUGCCCUGACUGAGGAGCAACAACAGAGAAUAGAAAUGAACAGACGAAGAGCCCUUGAAAGAAGACAAGCCAAAAACCAGCUCAGUCAAUCUCAGAGCGAUGUGUUGCCUAUAAAUGAAGAAUGCAGCACCAUUACAACUCAGGAGAAGGACGAUGUCUGCCUAGACAAACCUGGUGUCUCUUUUCAAACUACCGAGGACACGCAAAGUAGUAUAGACCAAGUGACUUUUUAGUUGUGUGGUAUAGGAAUAGCGUAGUUUUGUUUUUACUGUAACUUUAGAUAUCGGGGCGGGUUAAUUUGGCAGCUGCUAUAAUUUUCAGUGUUUUCUGCUCUGCCAGCAUUUUAAAGAAGUGUUUUCAUUUCAGUGGAAGAACAUUUUAAGCUUUAAA